AUGAAUGAAAGCAGUGAAAAGCUCAACAGUUCUCUCAUUCUUCCUUUCAGUAAGGACUAUGAGUUCUGUUCAAAUGGUGUUUAUUUCUAUUGUGGAAAGAUGGGGUCAGGUAAGACAUUUAACCUCAUUCGUCAUAUACUCAUAACAGAGCGUUUAGGUCAAGAACACGCUAAAGGCGUGUUGAGCUCCGAAGGAGCGAAUUCAUAUUAUGACCAAAUCAUUAUAUCAGCAACUUCAGACUCUAUGGACUCAACAGCGAAAACAUUUAUGUCAAAAGUUCAAGCCUCUGUCGUUAAAGUUCCAGAUAGCGAACUCAUUGAAUUUCUUCAACGUUACAUUCGACGUAAGAGGAAAUAUUAUGCCAUCGUUGAAUUUAUACAGUCAGGAAUGCAAAAGACUUCUGAGGAGAUGGAAAGAAUUAUUGA
Messenger RNA from Trichomonas vaginalis G3, 425 nucleotides. RefSeq lists its product as uncharacterized. The annotation marks the transcript as partial. The record is from RefSeq and is a predicted model, not a curated record. The transcript has a single exon. Lineage: Eukaryota; Parabasalia; Trichomonadida; Trichomonadidae.